This is a messenger RNA of Glycine soja, 935 nucleotides long. RefSeq names its product probable calcium-binding protein CML27. Gene Ontology annotation, molecular function: calcium ion binding. Lineage: Eukaryota; Viridiplantae; Streptophyta; Magnoliopsida; Fabales; Fabaceae. The record is from RefSeq and is a predicted model, not a curated record. The transcript has 2 exons. Bases 240 to 827 code for a protein of 195 amino acids.
AACUAACUACCUUACAUUCACCACUUCAGCCACACUCAACAACACCGCGUUUGGCUCACACACUAACACAACUGUUCUGUACCUUUCUUCCUCUCCUCAACUUGUUUCCUACUUAACGCGUUUCCGUGAACCAAUCGCCGAUCUCGCGCUUUAUCUAUAAAGCGCGAGAUACCUCACCGCAACCAGUGGAACUCACCGAAUUGAACUCAAGUUUUUUCUCUUCUCUCGGUUUCAUCGCCAUGGAUGAAGAAGUGCGCAAGAUCUUCAGCAAGUUCGACAAGAACGGCGACGGCAAGAUCUCGUGCGCCGAGCUGAAGGAGAUGAUGGUGGCGCUGGGAUCCAAAACGACGUCGGAGGAGGUGAAGCGCAUGAUGGCGGAGCUUGAUCGGAACGGCGACGGCUACAUUGACCUGAAGGAGUUCGGCGAGUUCCAUUGCGGCGGCGGCGACGGGAGGGAGCUCCGGGAGGCGUUCGAGCUGUACGAUCUGGACAAGAACGGGCUGAUCUCGGCGAAGGAGCUGCACUCCGUGAUGCGGAGGUUGGGGGAGAAGUGCUCCCUCAGCGACUGCCGGAGGAUGAUCGGAAACGUGGAUGCCGACGGUGACGGCAACGUCAAUUUUGAAGAGUUCAAGAAGAUGAUGACUCGCUCGUAUGUUGCGGUUUCUUCGUCACCCUUGGUGAUUUCUUCCUUCUUCAUAUUGAGAGGCAGUGGCAAUGUUUUCUUCACCAGCUCUACUAUUUCAGUUACACCUUCAUCUCCAAAACGCUCAUCAGAUUCCUCUAAGAUCUGUGUAAUGAAAGUGAACAAACUGAUUACAGUUUCGUAAGGGUAGUAGCUAUUGAAAUAGACAAAAUAUUUAAAAGCAUAUUAGUAGUCUCCUAGAUCAAAGUCUUACUAAAAUGGGAGAAAUACAUAACAAGACUCUUAGCAGAAA